GAACGUCGAAUACACAGAGUUAUAGCUAGCCAGCCAACACAAUACACCGAGUGUUGGUUGUUGAGUCUGGUUGAAUCCUCGCACGAAUAAAAAUCGUAUCAGUUGUAUAGUCGCCGUGACACUGUUUGGACGUACACAUACCUCGAAGAAAGCUCACAAAAUCCAACCAACAAACAUUAUAUAUAUCAUUUUUUUUCGUUCAAUCGUUUGAUAAACCGCUUGACAGAAUAGAAAACAGAAUAGAUCCACGCAGCGAAAAACGAAAGAAAACAAAACAUCGACCGAAUGAAAAGCAGUCAACAAAUUUUAUACGCCAAUAGCAACGAUUCAAAUUUAAAAUAUUGUAUGUAUCACACGGCGCGCACUGGUGACCAUCGACAAACUCAACAGUGAAGUGACAACACAUUUUCAACAAUUAUAGCACACACAAGAGCUGCACGACUACGAUCGAGAGCAGACGCAAAACACGCAGGCAAUUGCACUAGGAACGCACGGUGUAUACUCUUUCGAUGAAAUAAUCCGCGGAAUCGUUUGUAUUCAAAUGGCUGAAAUGGAUCGAAUGACGAUGUGACACAAUGUAGGCGAACGGUCCGCGUCGGAUUAUUUUUUUUUAAUUUCCGUAAUCAUCUAGAUGGUGUAUUUUUCAAACAAAGUUAUCAAUUUUGCACGCGAAGGAACAAAUUGCAUUUUAGUCGAUUCCGUUAAAUCGAAGUUAAUUUUAUUGCAACGAUCCAAACUGUUGAACACAAAACAAAUCAAAACAAAACAGAAAAACUGAUGAUAUAAUUUUGACUGGAAGAAAAGUGUUAAAGGACAAAACAAAAGCACGGACAUACAAAUAAAAGAAAGAAAGUAAGUAAAAAACGAACGCGGUGUGAGAUAAUUUUUGGUGUAUGUAUAACUCGAAGCCCGUCGCAAUGAAUUGUGUGGGCAAAUGUACGUGAUAUUUCCAGCUGAUGAACUAAUAUAUAUGACAUACGGUGCUGCAAUACCACGAUUUAAACCACGACCAACUCUGGAUAACUUGCGCGAGCCACUAGUCCCUUUCGAUACCUUACCCAACCGAAAAACUACCCAAAAUCCACCACAAAACCUACCAAAAAAUCCACCAAAAAACCCACCACCAAACCUACCAAAAAAUCCACCACAAAACCUACCAAAAAACCCACCACCAAACCCACCAAAAAUCCCAUCACAAAACUUACCAAAAAAUCCACCACCAAACCUACAAAAACCCCUACCACAAAACCCAACAUCCAAUCGCCAAUCCUAUUCUUCAAACUCCAAUGCGAACAACAAACAAGAAGCACAACCAUCUCCAAGCACAUCGAAACAAAAACCUAUCAAAAAGAAAAAGGAAUCCACCGACAUCUUCGGCUACAGCAAGGAUUCAACAGAGCCAUCAUUCUAUCGACCGGGCUUUGUUGACAAUCAAAGCAGUACCUUAGCUCUAUCAAGACAAACAUCCAUACUCCCCACUAGCCUAUCCCUAGGUCCUUCAACUUCGAGCGCUGUCCAACAACAACCUCAAACGAGCAACGGUAAACCGCCGGGCAAAACAAAGAGCCGGCUUCAUAUCAGUUUAGGUCGAUUGGGCCGAUCAAAGCAAGCAACACCACCCGAACCGGCACGAUUGCGUGACAUUACCGAGAUUCGUAUCGCAAAUCCAACAUUUACGCGUGAAAAUAUAUUGGCACGAAACUAUGAUGCGUUUUUUGAAUCAGGUGAACCAGUUUAUAAGCUUGAAUAUCGAACACCGGUAACGCCACAAAUUGAAUCGAAUCCAUUUGAUAGUGAAACCCCAAAGCGACCCCAUUCAUUUGGUUUAUUUAAAAUGUCAAAAUCAAAGGACGCAACCAAAGUGAAUGCUCGAUCGCAUAGCAGCGAUCCGAUGAGCACGGUAUCCGAGAAAGACAACGUCCCAAAAACAAGUCGUAGUCUAUUCAACAGUUGGCGUAGUGGAGGUGCCUUGUCGGGCACCUCUUGCAGCAGCAACAAUUAUAUAAAUAAUUUUAGUGAAUACCCGUCAUUUCAAACCACGACCACUACACGAAUAAUGGCUACCUCAUCAGGAAUUUUAAAAGAUUGUACUCAUAUUACAUUCAAUGAAACCAUUAAAUCGCAUAACAAUGUCACAUUCAAACUAGUUAAAACAGUAUCGGAUUUUACGCAACAACUAGCGCAAUUGUACGAGCACCAUGGCGAAUCACUUCAAAUGCUCGUGUCCACAUUUCGAAAACGAAACAGUGAACUGCGGAAAGAAAGACCAUCAUGUCCGUCGACGCUAUUUCAAACGUGGGAAACUUUUCUACAAGAAAUUGAAGCUGAUUCGGUCACGGCAAAUGACAUCAGCAAAACCUUAUCCAGACAGGUAUCCGAACCGAUAUUGGCAAAAACAUUUCAUCGAAAAGUUCAAAGCAAAAAGGUUUUCAUCCACCGAGAAUCAUUUGAUGCGAUUCUUGCAAAGACUGACGAAAAAUUGGCACAGUGUCGCAUGGAGUAUAAGCAUUGUUAUAUUGCCCAUCGUCAGCAGCCGAGUCAGCAGACGCUAACGAAUUACAUCGAUUCGCAUAAUGCAUAUGUCCAACAGCUGCAUACGACGAAUUCAAUGCUAGAAUGGUAUAACAUCGAAACGAUACCACAGUUAAUGCAGGAACUUGAGGACAUUUACAGUGAUUUGUGCGGCAUUGUGUCCGAGGCGAUUUUCAAUGGUGCUGACAUCAUUUCAGCAAAGGCCAAUGAUCAAUUAAAACGUUAUGAUAAUCUGACGAAUCAGUGUAAAACCAUAUCACCACAACAGGAUUUGAAUAGCUUUGUGAAAAUAUUACAGCCCGAAUCACCGCCAAAAGUUCCUAAAAAGUCAUAUGCAGCACCAACUAAUGAAGUUGAUGAGGACCAGUCACCUAUACCAUUUAGAAAUGAGCUUAUUGUAGACCGAAAUGCAACAAUUCAAAUCCGUCCGUCAGUUGACGCACUUAAAAGGGAAACCAUUGAAAUCGAAACACAAAUCAAACAGCUGCAGGAAUCGUUGGAAUCUUUAAUUCGAGCACAAAUUCGUGUACUUGAAAGUCAACUGUUCAACAAAUCAAGUGAACUGCAGGAGGAUAUUUCAAUGAAGAAAUUCGAUUUGCAGACAAAACGAUUGCAUUUGGCAGCAAUACGGGCUCAGAAAGAGUUGUUUUUGGGAAAAGCCGAUCUAGGAUCACCGCCACGUAGUGAACGAAAAUUAUCCACAUCGAGUUCAUCCAUGAAGACAAAGUGGUUAAAAGCGUUCCGCAGUCUAAAACCGGCUACAGCCAUUGCGGGCACUGUUAAAAAAAACGAUCAGUCGAGCAAUGGUCGACGAGUUUUUGAUGGUGAAAAUCAUAAUCUACAGGAAUAUACAUAUAAAAAGAUUACGCCAUGCGAUGUUUGUUCACAGGUCUUAAGAGGUCACACACGGCAAGGGCUUCGAUGUCGGAAUUGCAAGUCGAAUGUCCAUGUUGACUGUGCCGCUCAAUUGACCAAAUGCCAGGCAAAGCAAAAGUUGUUGCGACGACAAAAAAGCACAUCGGAAAUUGUAACCAAUCGUGUCGACAUCGAUGACAAACCAAACGACAUAGACCAAAUCUAUCGUGUACUGAAACAAGCUGGCGAACUAUCUGGUGAUAAGACGAACACAAAUGCCGCCGCAUCAAUCGCGUCCGGUAGUGGCAAUGCCAAUUCGGUUGCAGCUCAGCAAUCAAUAGCCGCUAGCAGCGGUGGUGGUGGCGGUGGCGGCGUUGGUGGUGCUAAUAUGCCCGAUAUACCGAUUGUUACCGAACCAGAUUAUCCGGAACGCGUUCUAACCGUCGCCCAACAGAUGGGAGGAUCUUUAUUUACGAGAACUCAUGGUACAAAUGAACGAUCGAACAAAUUAGCCGUAGCUCCAUUAUUAGAUGUAUCGAGUUCAGCUCCCCAUUCGCCACGUCGUCAAAAGUUGAAUUUGCGUAUGAAAUCGUUAAGUUUGGAUUCGCCUGAAUCAACUGAAUUACAUGGUCACAUUAAACGGCGUUAUCCACCAUCAGGACCAGUUCAUUUCAAUAUACAAGGAGGCUCGGCUGGUUUACUCGAUCACAAUACGCCACCAUCAAAUAAUAGCCGAUUGCACUCACCGCUAAGUCCAUCGACAGCGCGACGACUUGGAUACAAUCGUAAUCUACGUACCACUUCAGUUGAGUUACCCGAUGAAAUGGGUGAUAAAAGUUUAUCAUCAGCAAGCACAUCACCAUGUUCAUCACCAGGCAGACAAAACCUUGCGAAAGCUCAUCGCCUUUUACCGACCAAUUUAUACGUAGUUUUAUACAACUUCAAAGCUCGACAUCCAGAUGAAUUGGAUUUGACAGCCGGUUUUAAAGUGACUGUCAUCGAUACAUCCGAUCCAGAUUGGUGGAGAGGAAAAUGUUUGGGUCGUGUUGGUUACUUUCCAUCCAAAUAUGUGGCCCGUUUGCAAGCCGGUGAACGUCCAUUGCAAGUACUGCAAAACCUUCAAAUCUCCGAUGGUGAUAAGAACGGUAGCAUGACACUAUUGCGCGAUCAAAUUGUCGUACAGUGCGGCGAUGAAGUAUGUGGAUCGGUUAUGGUACGUUCCGUUGAUAAUCGGCAAGGUAUAUGUCCUGUAAAAUAUUUACAAGAGGUGUGACAGCCGAAUCGCAAACGAACCGAUAUUGACACUGCUGUCAAAUCCAAACUAAUUAAACCAGAUAAAACUCAAAAAAUUAAUUUAAAUAUUACGAAACCACAAAAAAAUGUUGAU
Messenger RNA from Contarinia nasturtii (swede midge), 4774 nucleotides. RefSeq lists its product as uncharacterized. Gene Ontology annotation, biological process: positive regulation of protein localization to plasma membrane; positive regulation of voltage-gated calcium channel activity; skeletal muscle contraction. Gene Ontology annotation, molecular function: protein binding. Lineage: Eukaryota; Metazoa; Arthropoda; Insecta; Diptera; Cecidomyiidae. Bases 935 to 4660 code for a protein of 1241 amino acids. Gene Ontology annotation, cellular component: extrinsic component of cytoplasmic side of plasma membrane. The record is from RefSeq and is a predicted model, not a curated record. The transcript is spliced from 21 exons.